Messenger RNA from Naumovozyma dairenensis CBS 421, 1215 nucleotides. It is a transcript of the gene VID24, whose product is annotated as glucose-induced degradation complex subunit VID24. Lineage: Eukaryota; Fungi; Ascomycota; Saccharomycetes; Saccharomycetales; Saccharomycetaceae. The record is from RefSeq and is a predicted model, not a curated record. Gene Ontology annotation, cellular component: extrinsic component of membrane; GID complex. Gene Ontology annotation, biological process: proteasome-mediated ubiquitin-dependent protein catabolic process; protein catabolic process in the vacuole; protein targeting to vacuole. The coding region runs from base 1 to 1215 and encodes 404 amino acids. The transcript has a single exon.
AUGAUAGAAGAGCUGCAUAUUGACACAGCUGAUGUCUUCUCAGAGACAAAAGACCAGGAAAAUUCGCUAAAAGGCUCACAACAAAUAACAACAACUAAUGUGCCAACUUAUAAUAACAUCAAUAAUAACAUUAAUAAUAAUAAUAAUAUUAAUAAUAAAUUCACUGACAAUGACCAAAGGUUAUACCAGUCCUUACUACGGGAGCAAUUAACAAAAUCCAAGGACAUUUAUAAAUGUGAAUCCAUAGAUUCUCUACCAUCUCUAAAGAGUUUAUCUCCAACUCCAUCACCUUCUUCUCCAUCCUUGUCGUCGUCAUCUUUACAACUCCAAAAUAAAUAUAUUCCUACUACUACUACUACACCUUCAGACAAUGCUAAUCUUAUUAUUAAUGACAAACCUUCAUAUUCUUCACAAAAAUAUUUUAAUAGUAUUCCAAUAACAACAAACUUCUUAAAACCAUCAAUGAAAUUCAAAGGCUUCCAAAUGUCAGGUUAUAAAAAAUAUCAAGUUAUAGUAGAAUUAGAAACAGUUGACUUACCCAUCUCUGCAGUAGAAACCCAUGAUAUAUCUUAUAACCAAACAGCUAAAUCAUUACCACCUUCAUUAACUCCUCAUAUGACAGGGCAUCUAACGAUAAAGGGAUUAACUCCACAAUACCCUGAAAUUACCACAUUUUUCGAAACAUAUGUUAUGAAUGAUAAAUUCGAUUUUUUCUCCUCUAAUUGGUCUUCAAACAAUCUAUACAAUGACGAUUAUUUGCAAGAUUUUAAAUCUCUGGAUGAAAUUGAUUUAGAUCAUUGGUUAAAUUUCCCCAUUUUUAAGAAAUUAUUUUUAUCGAACAAUGCUGAUGAUGAUAAGAAUGAACUAUUGAAUAGGUCCGAGAUGGAUUCAUAUUUGAAAAAUUAUCUAAAUAACAGAUUUGUUUUCAUGAGAUGGAAGGAAAAAAUGUUAUUGAAACAACAAGAUCAUGACCAUGAUUACUAUGACGAACGAGAUGAAGAUGACGGUAUCAAUGGUGCCUCAUUUGAUGGGUUUUAUUAUAUGGUUCAUGACCAAAUCAUGGGGUCAUUUAAUGGAUUUUAUUAUCAUGAAGAUGCUGAAAAAUUUCAAAAAUUUGAAUUGAAGCCAUUUCUUGAUGAUUACGAAAUUGAGAAUGAUAAUGAUAAUGUACGAGGUUUCUCUUCAUUUGCAAAUUCAAGUUUUGAAUUUGCGUAA